CAUUGUGCAUACGAAAAUCCAAUCAUCUCUACUAGCAGUGGACUGUGAAGCAUGUUUUUCAAUUGCUUUCACUUUCUUGAAAGAAGUUUAGAUGUCUUUUAUACAUAAAUUCACAGAAAAAAAGAGAUUAUGCUUCUGAUUCAGCACUGGGAACUGAUAUCCUUUAUACACAAAUCUUCUCAGUGCAAUGACUGCAGCUGCGACGUGCUUGUCAGUGGUUCUGAAAGGGGUCGAUUUGUUUGUUGUUCAAAUCAAAUGCAAAGAUGUCGUUCUCUUUUGUAUCGAUCGGUUUCUUUCUUGCAUUUUGACGGCAAUUAAAACAUUGCUAAAUAUAACAAUAAUCGAAUUCAUUUCUUUUAAAUUUCUGAGUUUUUUUUGUUUGUUAUUUUUUUGUUCGCCGUUGCUAUAAAAGAUCAAGGGUCGACCUCGGGUUCCGUGUCCUCGGGUUCCAAGAUCACAUCUCUGUCCUCGUAGUCAUCGAUGGAUUCCGUGCCGGUGAAUUGGGACGCGCUCGACUCCCUCGUCGUCGAUUUCGCCAAGUCCGACCGCCUACUCUUCCCCGAUGACCCCUCCUCUUCUCCCCCCGCCUCCCCCUGCUCCUCCUCCGCUUCCUCCUAUCGCUCCCUCCGUCUAAUACGCCAGAUCCGCCGCUCCAUCGAGGCCGGCAAAGUCGACGCUGCCAUCGACCUGCUUCGCCUUCACGUCCCCGCGCUCCUUGACGAACGCCGGAUACUCUUCUGGCUGCAAAAACAAAAAUUUAUUGAGCUUUUGAGGAGUGGGACGGCGGGGGAUCGUGAUUCGGCUAUUCAGUGCCUUCGCGUUGAUCUCGCUCCCCGUGCCCUCGAUGCGUACCCGGAAGCUUAUGAGGAGUUCAAACAUUUGCUUCUGGUAUUGAUAUUUGACAAGGAUGACCAAAGUUCUCCUGUGGCUUAUGAGUGGUCUGAAAGAAGACGAUUGGAUCUUGCUGGGCUCAUAACUUCCAUAUUAAGAUCUCAUUUGCAUGCCUAUGAUCCAAUUUUUUCUCUGACGUUAAGAUACCUAAUAAGCAUUCAUAGAAUGUUUUGCCAUCGUCAAGGUGUUUCAUCCCCUAUCUUGGAUCCGAUGGAAAGAUUAUUGCUUGAGGGCAGGGAUCCUCAUGCAACAGCGCAGGAUGCUGUGUAUGAGGCACCUCCUUUUGAUGAAGUUGAUGUUCAAGCCCUAGCACAUGCUGUGGAGUUGACAAGACAAGGAGCAAUUGAUAGCUUAAGAAUGGCUAAAGGAGAUCUGUUACAUGCAUUUCAGAAUGAACUAUGCCGAAUGAAACUGGAUCUUUCAAUUCUCGACAAGCUUCUUCAUGAGUAUUGUAUUUAUAGGGGCAUUAUUGAUGGUGUUUCUCAUUCUCCACCAGAACAAGAAAAUAAUUCAUCAAGAGAUUGCUCUUCGUCAAACAUAGAAUGCACCAGCAGUAAAUUCUCUGAUGGUGAAACUUCUGUGGACAAUGCUGAUGCUGAAGGUGUUCCAGAAUCUUAUGCUGAUUCAACAAGCAUUGGUGAAAUAAGAUUUGCAUGUGAAGUGGUUGACAAUAAUGAAAACUGCAGCACCAGUGAUAUUACUCAUCAAGAGACUUCUUGUAGAAGAUUUAGGAGUGGCAGAAAUUAUGCGACAGGACAAAAAAGACGAAAAAAAUGGAGAGGACGGGUUGAAGAACAAGAGUAUGCUCCAUGUUCAUCUCUGAUGGAGAUGCCUACCCAAGAAAUUUUGCAUGUGCCAGUUGGUUGUUUGGAGGAUACUGUCCAGGAGGAUCAUGUAUCAAAACAUUUAUUUGAAAGUAUGAAACAUGUAGAGAAUAAAUAUGAUAUUAUUCUAGAGAUGAGGGAUCUGACUUACAAGGGGAUGACUGCAAAAGUAGUUGAAGAAAUAAAGGUGAUUGAUCCAGACUUCUUUAUUCAAAAUCCUCAUCUACUUUUCCAGCUAAAACAGUUUGAGUUUCUCUCUCUAGUCAAUAGCGGUGAACAUGAGAAGGCUCUUAUGGUGGCACGCGCUCAUUUAGCCCCUUUAGCUACGAAAAAUGAAGAUCUGCUGAAACCUUUGAAGGAGACAUUAGCAUGUUUACUUAAACCUUGUGAAGAAGUUCUUACAAAAGCAGUACCAUUGCCCAUCCUUGCAACAUCUCUGCAGGUUGCAAUGGGUUGGAAGCUUGGCAUUCAAGAACCACAACUAAUGAAAAUAGUGAGAGCGACACUUCAUACACAUAACGAGUGGUUUAAGCUUCAGAUGUGCAAAGACAGAUUUGAGCAGUUCUUGAAAAUAGAUCAACUGAAAGAAAUUGAGUAUCCAUUAUUCAGUAAUCCUGCAGCCAAGCCAGCUGCAGAUGAUACAAAUGGAUCUUCUCAAAUGACUAUAUGUUCUAAUAGCAAAAUUCAGGAAGAUGGUAGCAGCUCUCAAGUAUCACCUGGUGAAAAUGUUUGUGAUGAAAAUGCCAUACUUAAAGUUAUGGAAUUCCUGGCUUUGCCCCGGGCAGAUGCAAUUCAUCUCCUGAUGCAGUAUAACGGGAAUGCCGAUACCGUCAUUCAACAGAUUUUUUUAUAGAUUUGUUGUGUAAAUUAUAAUUGAUUACUUCUCAACUUUUUAUAUAUAUUUAAUUUCUGUGUAUUAGUUUAUUGAAUUGGUCUACAUCUUUAAUAAACUUGUGAUAUAUUGAUUAAAAAA
This is a messenger RNA of Zingiber officinale, 2688 nucleotides long. RefSeq lists its product as uncharacterized. Bases 481 to 2568 code for a protein of 695 amino acids. The transcript is spliced from 12 exons. Gene Ontology annotation, cellular component: cytoplasm; nucleus. The record is from RefSeq and is a predicted model, not a curated record. Lineage: Eukaryota; Viridiplantae; Streptophyta; Magnoliopsida; Zingiberales; Zingiberaceae. Gene Ontology annotation, biological process: proteasome-mediated ubiquitin-dependent protein catabolic process.